ACAUAGCUAUAACCCAAGAACCCCGUAGGCGACAGUCGCAUACUAAAGGUACGUCCAUCCGCUUCGACACGUCACUCACGCUAACGGGAGCUCGUGGGAGUGUUUCCCCUGGUCUAUUCAGAUAAGGCACGUUCCGUGGUUUGGAAGUGUUCAUAUACAUGCAUGCAGGUAAGCGCUGACAAGUCGGUGACGAGGUGCCAAGCCUGGAAUUCAACGCUGAUUUCGGAGGGUUCACUCGUAUCGGUUGCCCACGGGAGGAAGGCUCGUACUAAUCAUCGGUUGAGCACGCUAGGUGCGUGAUUGCUGGGACGAAUUUGACUUGGAAACACGGUCUUGCCCGAUUGCGGAUUCCACAGAAGGGAUACCGUAGCAGGCGGUCACCAGAAUGAACACUGACUACUACGUGUCAUCGAAUUCUUAAACACUGUAUUGCUUAGUGGCUGCGGUCCACUUACACCACUACUUUGACAGACAGCAACUAAACUUUUACCGAUUCCAGAUACAAACCCAGCUGCUUAUCCGUGGGCUACGCCGCGUCUUGCAUACCGGACCGGACUGUUGCCGGGGAUUCUAACCUAAUAUCGCCGGUUUGUCGACCGUAACUCUAUCCAGUGCCAACCAGCUGAGCGAUUGAAAUCACAAUCUACGGACCUCAUUUUCUUCCAUUCUCUCUUUCUCUCUGUUGCGAAGCUCUGGGAGAAACCGUCGAGUCGAAAGAGACAAGCAAACACGGAGAAUGUGCAAUCCUGUCGGAUAAAGUACACUAGCGAUAGAAGCCGGCUCUUUCCACCAUAACGUAUACGCUCUGUCUGCCUCUGAUGAGCCGCCCGUGCCGUGGCCUGUCGGCUGUGUGUUAUUACGUGACUCCAAUGCAGUGAUUCUGCAUGCCACGAAAUCUGAAACUUACAUUAACUUGGAUAUUUUUUUUAAAGUGUGAUUCGAAGCUUUGCUGAGCUGAAGACGAGAGCGCACAGAUGACACGUAGAAAACUGUAGAAAAUCACACAACCUUCGAAAAGGACAAAAGUGCUCUACCUGUGAUUCGCUCAAAUUGGAGGAUUGGAUGGUAUUGAAAGUGCAUGUGGUAUUCUAACGGGAAUUGCAUGCCGCACCUGUUUUGAUUGCUUCGACUUUCCUUGAAGCAAUUACGUUCACUGCGUAAAUAAAAGGUGCAUGUAGUACUUCUUCCCAACUGCCACUAUGCAUUCCCGCCAUUUUCAACCGCUCGUCCAAGCUGCAGUCUGUGCCGUACUGUUCCAGCAGCUCCUCUUCACCCCACCGGCCACCUGGGCAUUGCGGACGUCAUCGGGCUCAUCACCCGGACGUAACCGGACUCCCAUCUACAUCGCCGGGUUCUUCCCGUUCAGCGACACAUUCAACGACAUGCUGGUCAACUCCACGGAGAUCGCCAUCGACCACGUGAACGAGUUCGAGGACCUUUUGACGGACUACGAGCUUCGGAUGGUCUGGAACUGGACCCAGGUGGAAGACGAUGUUUCUGCAGCCCCUUUCCUGAAAGUAUUCUACGACUUCAUUUACAACAAUCCCCAGUUCCUGAUGACGUGGGGCCCUGUGUAUUCCCGCGUGGGUGAGGUCCUGAACGAGGUGGUCAGGCGCUACAACUUGGUGCAGGUUUGCAUCGCCCAGUUUGUCUCCGACGAGAGACACCUUGAGAAGUACCCGUUGACCGUGCAGAUCUACCCGAGCUCCGGGGUCUUCAACCCCGCCAGGAUUGUCCUCUUGAAACAGAUGGGAUGGAAGAAAGCGGCCAUCAUCUUCCAGAACUAUAACCUGUUUCGUGCGGGAAUGGAAGAGUUGGACAGGCUACUGAAGGAGAAUGGCCUCAUAACGACAACGUUGGAGGCUAUCACCGGCAGCGACCCCAGCGCUAACGUAGACAACCUCCAGAAACACGACGCCAGGAUUAUUUUCGGCAGUUUCUACCAGGAAAUGGCGACUCGAGUAUUUUGUGAGGCGUACCGGAAGGGCUACUACGGGCCCAAGUACGUCUGGAUCCUGCUGGGGUGGUACAGCCCCGUCCGCUGGUGGGUGCAGGAGAUCGAGAAGUUCAAAGCUAGUGGCGUGGACAUUUGCACGGUGGAAGAGGUAGAGAAGGUGGUCAUGGGUUCGCUCAGCAUCAGGGGAUUCGAGAUACAGCAGGACAUGUCCCUUAUUAACUUCAAUGGCGUGCGCCCUCUAGAGAAGCACCUAGGAUACUACGCCUUCUUGCAGGAUCAGCUGCUGACGGCCGGCGCCUGCGACUCGUACGGCUACGACCAGAUCGUGACCAUCGCCUUGGCCCUGAACGCCUCCAUCCAGACCCUCGCCCAGAUGGACCCACCGCGCCGGCUGGAGGACUUCACCUACGGCGACGCCGAAAUGGCCCAAGUGUUCAGGGAGCAUACACGGUCGGUGGACUUCGUCGGACUCACGGGACGGGUGGCAUUUGACGAGUACGGAGCUAGGGAGAGCGACGCUGUGGUCCAACAAAUACGAGAUGUUCCCGGCACCAUCAAGCAAAUUUUCACGUACGACGGAUCGACGGAGAAUGUGAAACCCAUCUCGGAAUUCGUUUGGGAAGGUGGUUUCCGGCCCGUAGACGGACCGACGUUCACUAAGACUCACCUGCAGAUCGAGCAGAGCAUCAAGAUUGUCGUCUUCGUCUUAUCCGGCCUCGGCAUGGCUCUUUCAUUGGUGUUCCUCAGCUGUAAUACUUACUUUAAAAACCGCAGUGCCAUCAAGAUAUCCAGCCCGCAGCUGAACAACAUGAUAGCGCUGGGCAGCAUCCUCCUGUACGCCUCCACCUUCCUGUUUGCACUCAAGAUGGAGGUGAAACAGGGAGACUUUAACGGCCGGAUCUACUGUCAGUUAUCGUCAGCUGCGCUGUGCAUCGGCCUGUCGCUAGCCUUUGGCGCCCUUUUCAUGAAGACUUACCGAAUUCACCACAUUUACACCAGUGCCAUGAAAGUUCGCAAAGUGAGAGCCACCAUCACCGACUCCAAACUGAUGACGUCAAUCGGAUUCUUCGUCCUAUUGGACGUCCUGAUCUUCGUUGCCUGGAUACUGGUGGACCCCAUUCACAUUCAGACGGUCGAAUUGGACCCUGUGCUGCGAGACGAGCAAACCGAAGAGUACGAGGUUCCCACGCUGUCCUACUGCACCUCGGACCGGGAGCUGUACUUCGCCAUCGCCAUCUUCGCCUACAAGGGCGCCCUCUUGAUCUUCGGAAUCUUCCUGGCUUGGUCCACCCGCAACGUCCGCAUCAGCCAGCUGAACGACAGCAAGCACAUUGCUCUGUCAGUCUACGCCGUGGGGCUAACCUGCGUCCUGACCGUCCCCGUGGCCUAUUUCAGCCACGCCCGAGGCGAGAUCAACUUCGUCUUUGCCUUCGUCAGUGGCGCCCUCUUCGUCGCCAACACGGUCAUGCUGUGCCUCGUUUUCAUUCCCAAGUUUAUCUCUUUAAAAACCACGGAGGGAGCACGAAUCAACACAUUUAUGCCGUCCAGUAACUUUACUAUCAGCCAGGACAAGCAGGCGAACAUCAGCAGAUUAAAACAGCUACUAGAAGAGAAGAAUGCCCAUUUGGAAGCGCUCAUGAAACAACUGCAGAAGCUGGCAUCCGCAGAACUGGUACCCUGAGCUUAAAAAUGAGGCUUAAAUUCAACGGAUACUGACCCGCUGUCGAGGCAGGAGAUCCAAAUCGAGGCUGAGUUUAGGACUACUAUGGGCCUACACGACACCGAGGCUGAGUUUACACGACACCGAGGCUGAACGUACAGGCAAAUACGCAUAGAGUAUUACGUCGUCGCAUGGCGCCAGGUGCUAUAUCACCUAAUAUGUAUAGGCAGAUUUUAUGUUAUCUAACUUUUUGGACUUGAAUGUUCUGAAUUUUCACUCAGUUUUUCACUGAGAAAAGUCAGGAUUAAGAGACGCUUUCUGAGCACAGGAAUUCACUUUCUUACCGAUACCGUGCACAAGUAUAUUUAGAAAAGAACCAGACGUAGUACAGCAUACACAAGACACAUGUGAAGCUUAAAAGAGUUGAUUCAAAACGUAUCAAACUUUUAAUUACGAAAGUAAAGUUGGUAAGUGAUUUCGUGUAUACAGCAAUACGCAGCUUUAGUUUUUUAGCCCUGAAACCGAACUCCAUUCAUGCAAACUGUUUGGGCCACUAUAAUUAUCGCGUCGUCGAAGAAAGUGUCGAUCUUUUUUUUAAGAUUUCGUUAUUUUCGGUGCAUUUUCGUUUAAUAGCUAGAUAUUUAGCAACCAAUCCUAAGUAAAGGAAAACAUUUUUUUAAUUUUUUAACAUUCCUGGAUAAUGCAUAGCCUGUAAAAAAGUUGAAUUGUAAUACCCACUCAGAGACAACAGUACGGGCCUAAACGUCUUGCUCAGUUAUGUUGCCUUCACAUUUAAAAAAAAUAAAAAAAACUAUAUGAUGUGCACGAGAUGACACGGGUUUACGGGUUUUAUCAUGUUUGUCUGUUCUUGUUUAUAAAAAAUAACCGUGCACAAUACUGAUUAAGUAAAGAUCACUAACUGUUAAUUUGAAGUAGAUACAAUCUGCACGUAAUAGGUUUCAACGCACGUUACCACAUAUAGAUGUCUUUGUAAUAAAUCGUGAAGGAAUAACCUCGGUAUAAAUACUGUAAUAGGACGGCAAAUUAAGACGAAACAAGACUAGGGAAUACGGGUCACGUGAUAUGCUCGACAGUUAUACAUUAUUAAUGUAUCUUGUCGUUUUGUAGGUGUUAUUUUGUUGAUAUUUGUGAAGACAUGUUUUGCCAUUUAAAUUCAGUUACAUGACAGUCAAAGCAAUUCAAUGCAUAUAACUUACACAGAACCUCGGACUGUAUUAAUUGAAGAUAUUUAAAUAGUCUAGUUUGUGUAUUCUUACUGCAAAGUUUUUUUUAUUUCCACGAAUAAAACAAAUGGUAAUCACGUA
Patiria miniata (bat star) is the source of this 4942-nucleotide messenger RNA. Its product is annotated as gamma-aminobutyric acid type B receptor subunit 2-like. The transcript has 18 exons. Gene Ontology annotation, biological process: gamma-aminobutyric acid signaling pathway; G protein-coupled receptor signaling pathway. The record is from RefSeq and is a predicted model, not a curated record. Gene Ontology annotation, cellular component: membrane; G protein-coupled receptor heterodimeric complex. Bases 1200 to 3638 code for a protein of 812 amino acids. Lineage: Eukaryota; Metazoa; Echinodermata; Asteroidea; Valvatida; Asterinidae. Gene Ontology annotation, molecular function: G protein-coupled GABA receptor activity.